AUGUCUAAGGGGGUGAGCAAAGAGCUGGUUCAGAAGAGGCACAGCUUGUUGACUAGCGGGGACCGCAUGCUGCAACCCCAGGACUGCACUGCUGUUCUUAGGGUGGCAAAAGCUGACUUUUUAGCCAUCAUGAACAAGCUGGCUAAGAACUCUUCUGCUAUUCUGCAGUCGCCAGAAUGCGUUUUUGUAGUUUAUUACCUGGAGGGUGUGAUCAUUUUAAAACACCUCCAACGACCAGGCGUGGUGAGCCACAUGACUGUCGUUGAGUGGCUCUCCAAGAGGGAACUGGAUGGAUUUUUUGUCAUUGGGAUAAAGGAGCACAAAACUGCAGCUACACAGGUGGCCUCAAUCGGCCUGAGCCAGGAGGAGGUUCAUUGGUUUGAUUUCUACUACAAACUGGUGCGGCCACAGCUCCUCAUGGCGAGCAGGAAACGCAAAAGGGAUGAUGUUGAAGCAGACGACAAGUUUUUUGUUUCCUCAACAGGAAAGAUGAUUAAUAAUCCAACGAACGAUCUGACUCGUCUGCACGCAAAAUACAACCUCCCAAAUGUGAGCAGUCAGAUGGCACGUCGAGCCUGUGAGAUGGCAGCUAAGAGCAUGACAGAAAUGCUGUACCUUCAGGGCAAGAUGCCGGCCUCGAGGAUCCUGAGGAGGGUCCUAGUCGUGCACAUGCUGACGCUGUCACACCUGAAGCACCUGUCACACCUGUCAAGGAGGCAGUGA
Molecule: messenger RNA, 723 nt
Organism: Knipowitschia caucasica
Lineage: Eukaryota; Metazoa; Chordata; Actinopteri; Gobiiformes; Gobiidae
Source: the annotation of a GenBank genome assembly